UCCAAAUUUCUCUUUUCCACUUUCCAUUCUUUUCCCUUCACUCUAUACAAUAUAGUACACUAUCUCUCUUCUUUCCACUUUCCGGAAAACCCACUAAUGGUCUCUACCAUAAUCAUCUCCAAUGCCAACCACCACCAUCCACCACCACCACCACCGUCUCCUCCUCCUCUCUCCCUCGCCAUCUUUCCCAUAUUACCCUUCUCACCUCACCUUCUCUACCAAACUCAACUCUCCCAAGGUCUUCUGUUGCCUGUCUGUACAUCAUUCAAACAAUAACCAACCAUCCAUCACCACUAACCCCACCCAUGUCCGAGUGGUGUUUGCAGCUGGUGGAACUGGAGGACAUAUAAUCCCAGCUGUGGCAAUAGCUGAUGAGCUCAAAAUGGCUAAUCCCAGCACACAAAUUCUCUUCAUAGGAACACCGAACAGCAUGGAGUCUGCUUCUAUUCCAUCUGCUGGCUAUGCUUUCUCUUCUAUCCCACCUGUUAAGCUACAUCGCCCACUCUUUACUCUCCAAAAUCUUUCCCUUCCAUAUCAUUUGAUCCAAUCCACUAUUCGUAGCUUCAAGUUACUUAAAGAAUUCAAUCCAGAUAUAGUCAUAGGAACAGGUGGAUACGUUUCUUUCCCUACUUGUCUUGCUGCUUUGCUUAGAGGAAUCAAGAUCGUGAUUCAAGAGCAGAACUCUGUUCCUGGCAUUGCAAACUCUAUUCUUUCUUCUUUCUCUGAGGUUGUUUUUGUUGCAUAUAAUUCUACAGUUGAGUGUUUUUCCAAGAAACAUAAGUGUGUAGUUAGUGGGAAUCCAGUAAGGUUAUCUUUGAGGCAGUCCGUGUCCCAGGAAGUGGCACGGAAAGAGUUCUUUCCGAGGUCUAGUGGGAAGGGAGAGGCAAAGGUGAUUUUGGUUCUUGGUGGGUCCUUUGGGGCUAAUACUAUUAAUAUUGCUUUGUUGAAUGUUUAUAGUCAAUUGUUGCUUCAACAUAAGAAUUGGCUUAUCAUAUGGCAAACUGGUGUUGAGGCUUUUAAUGAGAUGGAAAGCCUUGUUAGGAAUCAUCCGCAUUUGGUUUUGACUCCGUUCUUGCAUUCAAUGGAUUUGGCAUAUGCUGCUGCGGACCUUGUUGUCUCUAGAGCAGGUGCAAUGACAUGCUCUGAGAUUUUAGCUACUGGGAAACCUGCUAUUCUGAUACCAUCUCCAUAUGCUGAAGAAGGACAUCAAUUUAGAAAUGCUUCUCUUAUGGCAGAUGUAGCAGGUUCGAGGAUUAUAACUGAAGAUGAGCUAGAUUCAACAACCCUGGGAACCACAAUUGAAGAGAUUUUAGCAGGAGAUGAGACUGUGAUGGCAGAUAUGUCAGAAAGGGCUCGAAAAGCUGCAAAGCCAGAUGCUUCUGCAGAAAUUGCAGGUCAUAUUCUUUCCCUGGUUGAGACAACAAGGACAAAGAAGUAGCAACAACUUCCGUAGUAAAAUAAAAAAAACAUUUUCUGCAUGAUAAAUAAACCUUGCUGUAAGUCUUUCACAUGAUACAAGCAUCUUCUCUACCUUAGGAGUGGGAAUUUUUACAGCUUCUCAAAUGUUUGAUAGAAGUUGAAGUUAGAAUCAUCAUGGCAUUGUUUCAUUUUUUUAUCUUUGUGAUGGAAUCUUCUAUAGGUAGUUGUCUUAGAAAUCAAAAAUUAUAACUUACCUUCUUUGCAAGAGGGUUCAGGGUUGUAGAGAUUGAACAUGGAACUGUUCUUUUCUGGGUGCAAAUGAGCUUAAGAUAAAAUUAGUGGUGGCCUUUGGUUCUGCUUAA
Ricinus communis (castor bean) is the source of this 1781-nucleotide messenger RNA. Its product is annotated as UDP-N-acetylglucosamine--N-acetylmuramyl-(pentapeptide) pyrophosphoryl-undecaprenol N-acetylglucosamine transferase. The transcript has 4 exons. Gene Ontology annotation, molecular function: undecaprenyldiphospho-muramoylpentapeptide beta-N-acetylglucosaminyltransferase activity. The coding region runs from base 122 to 1438 and encodes 438 amino acids. NCBI's taxonomy places the organism in Eukaryota, Viridiplantae, Streptophyta, Magnoliopsida, Malpighiales, Euphorbiaceae. Gene Ontology annotation, biological process: carbohydrate metabolic process. The record is from RefSeq and is a predicted model, not a curated record.